UAUGUCAAACAACAACGAGAAGGUCUUAAAGUUUGAUCCAACCGAUGAACAGUUAGAUAAAUUUCUUGCGGAACUCGACAAAAACUUUAUGCAAACCAUAGAACUAAUUCGGCAAAAACGGCAAGAAAUAGCACAACUGUACAUCGAAAUGGAUCAUAUGGAAACAACACUGAGAGAUUUGGAUCAAAAAGUACAUGGUACAGUGUGUAAUGGACAGGAGAGAUCUCUUUAA
Molecule: messenger RNA, 232 nt
Organism: Dimorphilus gyrociliatus
Lineage: Eukaryota; Metazoa; Annelida; Polychaeta; Dinophilidae
Source: the annotation of a GenBank genome assembly